Xyrichtys novacula (pearly razorfish) is the source of this 12277-nucleotide messenger RNA. Lineage: Eukaryota; Metazoa; Chordata; Actinopteri; Labriformes; Labridae. The record is from the annotation of a GenBank genome assembly.
AACAUUUUUGAAUUCAGAAAAAAUACAUGCAAUAAAAAUACUCAUUUUUAAAUCCAUUUUCAUGGCUCUGGAGAGAUUUGUCAGGUUGUUAGUUUUCUUUGCAGUAAAAUCUUAACCAAACUGUUGGCCAUACCUUAUCAUCCCAUGAGAGAGUCUGGAAGAUAUUCAUGAUUGCCCACAUGGAUCACUGAUAUUGGCAGGUAAUUUAAUGGUUGCUCAACACUUUCUGUAGCUCUGCCAGUUUCUGAGGCUUAUAAAUAGUUAAAAGCACACCUUUGCAGCUCCUAACUGCUCCAAGAUGAUGAGACUUCUGGCUUUUCUGUCCUGCAUUGGUAAGCUGCACAAGAAGCUCAUUCAGGGUAAGAAGUUAUUAAAUGAUGAUUGAAAGGAUAACACCACUGUGCUCUCUGUUCACUUUUACACCAAAGGGCUCAUUUGGGCUGAGGCCCCCUUCAACCACAAUGUGCACAAUGAGAGAGUCAUCGGAGGCAGCAAUGCCGACCCCAACACCUGGAAAUGGCAGGUAAAAUGAUGAUGCUUUUGUUGGAAAUGGGAUUGUCUAAACAAUCAAACUUGUUCCUAAUUCCUGUAUUUUUGACUGUCUGCUUUUGUCUCAGAUUUCUCUCCAGUAUGAUUCAUACAACGAUGGCUCUUACUACCACAUGUGUGGAGGCUCCAUCAUUGAUGGUUUCCAUGUGAUGACAGCAGCUCACUGUAUCUUCGGGUUAGCUUUUUUACUGCUUCUUAUUUAUAUCAACACACACCUACAAUGAAAUAAUGUCAACUCAAAUGCUCCAAGUUGUUCUGUUUUGUAGUACUUCUCGGCUAAAACUACAAUUGUAGUGAGUGUUUGUGUUUCCGUCAUCUAUCAGUACGGAUCCUCGUGGGUACCGUGUGGUUGCUGGAGAGUACAACCUGUAUGAGUACGACGGCAGUGAGCAGUUCAUCGAUGUGGAAAGGAUCCAUGUCCAUCCCAAAUGGACCGGAGAACUGGGCAACGGGUAAACAUCAGAAACCUAGACCGUCUCGAUUCAUUUAGGCUUGUCUUCAAAAAUGAACUUUAUUGACAAGGGCUGUAUCAAGUAUGCAUCAGUAUGUUAUCACUUUUUAGAGAGCAUUAGAAAAAGGGCAACAGCAGUACUUUUAAUAUCUUCUCACAUUCAAACCAAAACAUUUAAAACCAUGCUGAGUAAAACAAAGGCUACUUGCAACUUUGAUAAUGAUCACUUUCUUAAUAUUAUUGCUUUUUAAAUCAAUUUUUAUGUUCUUUGUUAGAAAUGACAUUGCUAUCCUGAGACUGGCUCAGCCUGUGUAUGACAACGGCUAUGUUGCCAUUGCUGAGCUCCCCGCUCCUGAACAGAUGCUGCCUCAUGACUUCACCUGUUACAUCACCGGCUGGGGUCUUAUGGACUGUGAGAAAGCACCUACACACACACGCACGCACACGCAAUCACCCACACACGUACGCACGCACGCACGCACGCACGCACGCACACACACACAAUGUUUUUUUCUGAUGCACAACAUCGAUGCCAUUAUGAUAAUAAUGCCCUCUUUACUCCUUUCACAGAUGUGGGAACCACCCCUGAAAUUCUGCAGGAGGCUCCUAUCAAUGUGGUGGAGCAUUCAAUCUGCUCUCAGCAUGAGUGGUGGGGUAGCAUUGCUCUGAAAAAUAUGGUGUGUGCCGGAGGUGAUGGAGUCAUUUCAGGUUGCCAGGUACUGUGAACAUAUGUGUACAUUGGCUUGAUGCAGGGCUGUGUUCUUAAACCAGUUUAACCCAACCCUGUGCAAACAUUCAAACAUACAGUAUUUUUCUUUUAAGGUCAGGGAACCUGAGAACAUUUCUCAUGUUAAACCCAAUAUUGGCACAGCUGUGAUAACCUACUGUGAUAACCGUGCUGAUAUUUGAUACACAUCACUGGCACAUCUUCAACUAAGUAAAGCCCGUGUUAAAGAGGCUAUUAAAGAGGCAAUGUCCCAUUUUAUUGCAUAGUCUACAAACUGGAUCCCCUAACUCCUAUGUCUCUCUUAUUGCUUCCUGUCACAGGGUGACUCCGGAGGUCCCCUGAACUGUUUCACCGACGGAGCCUGGAGGGUCCACGGUGUCGUCAGUUAUGGACCAUCUGGUAUGUGCAACCAGUGGAGGAAGCCAACUGUCUUCACCAGAGUCUCAUUCUUUGAGGACUGGAUCUUCUCAGUAAGUCUUCAAACCUCACUGUUUUUUCUUUGCAUAUUUUCGCUCCUAAAUUUCUCUUUUUUUUUUUUUUUACAGAUUACCAGAUAAAACCUACUGAGGAAUGUGUCUUUCCACGCUGAAAAAAACAAGCACUCAAAUAAAAUGAACAUGCAUCUAAUUUGUUUGUACGUGUAUUUCAUUUAUGAACGUUUCCUUGCAGUUUUUCAUUUAACCAGAAGGUGGCGACAGUUCUUCAUAUGCUAAAAAACUGACCAGCUCCUGUGAGGUUUUGAUAAAGUUCUAGGCACCCCAGUGCUUUCCCAGAAAUGAGUUGCUUGUUGGACUAAAUUUUUCCUAGUUCUUACAGCCAGUUUAAAAGUGGGGCCACACUUAAAGGAUAAUCAGUCCAACAGCAACAAAGGAAAGGUAAAAAUCCUCCAUGUUUUGGACCAAAGACUGUAGAGUCUGGUGAAAAAGUCAGAAGUCAAACCCCGCACUUAAAAUCACAAAGGAGAACCUCGAGUGUCUCCUUUAGACUUCAUGAACCCUGUCUCUUAAUGGUGGCCAAACCUGAGAUCUAUCCAGUCACUGGCCUGUGUGGAAUUUCUUCCCAUGUGUUUGUGGUGGGAGUCAGGAGACUACAGCAUGACAUCACAUCAAGUGUUUCCCCUCUAACCAUGGAGACCAAAAACCACCGAUGCAUUCCUGUGGUUUAGAUGAAAAAUAAACUAAAAGAAUGUCAAUUUAUCCAAUUCAAGUCUGAACUGCCUUCUUAUGCCUUUAAAGCUAAAUAAAGCUUAAAGAGUUUAAAGCAUAUAACCAUUGAGGAUUUUUAGUGAGGAAGCAAAGAGAUAAUCAAACAAAGGAAACUGCAUGGGCACAUUUGCUUAUCAGCUGCUUCUAAUACUCACAAACGUGGUGUCAAGUUCCCUUGAACAAAACACAACCAACAACAGAGUCAAGCUUUUAGAAAAUGUCUUCUUUUAUUAUUAUUUGGAGGGACAGGCUGUCAAAAUGGCUUGGAUGAGAGAAACUGUUUUUGAACAGCAGGUUAAAGUGUGAAUAUGUAAAAAAUAAAGCAGCUUUGUUUGCUCUGCAGGACCAUUCAAGCAGAAAUAUGUACAACACAAAAGGCAAAGAAGUAAGACACAUUUCUUUGAAAAUAAAAUUUAAAAAAAGCUGUACUGUAAUACAUUACAUUGAUAAACACUCACUGUUGCCAUUUCUUCAUGAGACUUGAUGUUUUAUACAAGAGAAACAAAUGUUUGCUUGCAAAAUUCAGUGCCCUCUUCAUGGCAUAAGAACAUAUACCGGAUGGAUUUCAACGUAAUCAAAAAGGCAAAAAGCGAAUAAUACAUUUCUGAUGUGCACUCUGCACUUUUCAAAGUAUACAAUUAAUCAGAACAAGUUUUAACAAACAGGACCUGCAUGCAUAAUUUCUAAAGGGUCCAGAAAGGCUGCUGAAACAGCUGUAGAAAGGGUGAGAUAUGUACAUCAACUCUCUAGUGUCCUCAACUGUUCACACAGGCGACAGCACAAUCACCUUUGAUAGGGCUUGUUCUGUAAUUAAUGAGGCAACAAUUCAAUUUUUCAGGGUUUGAGUGUGUGAUAAAAACUGUAUAAUAUAUGCAGUUUUUAUCCACCAAACCCUUUACAUGUGUAUUUUAAAACAUAGUGUAACCCGAGUCACAGACUUCCAGAAUACAAUCAAAUUGAUCUUUGCAAUUUUUCUUAGUUUUAGUGGCAUUUUUACGAAGAUAUUAAACCAUAAGACUGCCUAUGAAAAAUACCUCUGAAUGCUUGAGAGUAAUAACCUUCAUAAGUAGACAUUUCUCUAUAAUUCAUAUAUUACAAAGGUUGUCCCAGAUUGAAAAUGACUCAUUUUGUUUCUUAAUAAAAUAUUCAAUUUGUCAGUGAUUAGAAUUCUUUUGUCAACCUACAUAAAUUAGUUACAAAAUAUUAGUGUAAUUUUCUAUGGUUACAUUAUAGGCAGCGAUACAUUAGACCCACCAUCUAGUUUCAGUGAUUAGGGAGAUCCACAGUUUUCAGUCCCAAAGCUUAAAUGGAAGCACUGUGCACACACCAUCGGCAGGCAUGGCUCCCCUGAUAAGCAGGCACAUCCAGUAAACUUCACAACACCUCAUCUUUAUUGCCAAAACAUCUUAAAUUAAAUUACUAAAUGAAAUGAUGACUUUAUAAUUUACCAAAAAGAAAAAAAAAAAGGAAAAGAAUAAGAGUAUAGAUAUUAAAUACUUUCUGAUGGACUUGUGGUCCCGUUUCCCGUAUCAUUGCCUAAAUGUGAUAUGGAAAAAAGGAAGAAGGAUUGCACUUUUAGGUGAAAAUAUCAAACCACAGUGCUUCUUGAGUGAACGUAGGCAUUAUCUGAAAUAAAUAAAAAUAAAAUCAUAAAGGAAAUAAUUUAAAACAAGAGGAAAAAUAACAAUACAGCUACAGCUUUUGAUGGUAUGAGAGUUAUUUCCUGUUACCCAGCUCAUAAAUAAGGAACUCCAUAAUUUAGCAUUGAACUGUUGAAUCGAUCCCAUACAACCAAAACAAUGCCUAUUCAUACAUAGCUAUUUUCACAGAUAAAGUGCUGAUUGAGGAGCUUUUUAGAGGGAUUUUUUUUGUACCAUAUAUACCAUAAACCUAGAGAAAUCUCAAGGAGAAAGAGUCCGCCAGACUGUUUCUCGUCGACUCAAGGACACGAACCGGACUAUGUUGGUUUUCAUAUGAAGGCCAUCACAGCAAUGGUCACCAUACAUUGCCUCCAAAAGCUAGAAAGCUAGAAAAAAUCCCUGAGGUGCACAUUCAGCUGUGUUGAGAUUCCCAACCUGGCCCCAGUUAUGGUUAAAGAUUCCUGUUCAGCAUACAGUCAGUGAUCUUGGUUUGGUUAAAAGAGCUUUCUUAGGAAUUGAGAGCCUUCAUUGGUUUCAAUGGGCCUGGUCGAAUUGAUCUCUAUUUUUGUAUCUUUUAACACUAGCUGCCAUCUCACACAGCAAUAAAUCCCACAAUGCUUUGCUAACGUUUUGAAGGCAAGUCUGGAAUUUGAACAUUUAUUUAGGCAAGAGGGACAUCACAGCUUCCUCAAAAAUCAACUUCUUAUGUGCAUGUUUCGUCCCCUCACAAAGAAACCCCUGUUCUUGAUUUUUUUUUUUUUGCACUGUCCACAUAUUUUUGUCAAACUUUCACAGACUCCAUCACAGACAAUUUCAUGGCUUCCUCCAACAGCUGAUUGUCUGUAAAAGUUGCAGGGGGUUCUGGGACGGACUCUGAAAGACCAAUGAGUGACUCCAGGAGGCACGUCCCUGGGUCGCUCACCGGGGGGAGACUGGGGUAACUAGGCAACUGAAACUGGAAAAAGUUGUCCAUGUGUUCGUACUCCUUCAGGGAGUUGUAGAGUGAGCUGGGUCCCAAGCAGGGGAAACCAUCAAAGAACUCUAGAUCGGACUCUGAUGAGAGGCUAAGGUCCAUGUUGUAGCUCGCAGAGCGAUCCACGGUCGGUGAGGGCGUUCGUGGUACACUGCUGCUGUGAAAGAGAGCGUUGCCUUGGUUGGCGUUCUCAUCUAAAAGUUCUGAGAUGGCCAUUGCUCGAUUGUCCAUGUGAUCGUCCAACAAAGCAGCAUCUAUAUUGUCAUUCUCAUCUGCAAAAUCCACCAUGCUAAAGCUCCUGAAAGCCUCUGUAGAUGGCUGCUGCUGCUGCUGCUGUUGUUCUUGGCAGCACAUGUCUUUACGCUCCACGCCGUCCCUGCUACUCCUCGAGCAGUUCUCUGUAUCGCUGAAACUAAGAAUGCGGCUCAAGCCUUUCUCGUCAACGUCCAGCUGGGUGCGAUUCUCACACAGGCCCUCGCCCCCCUCCGAGUACUCACUCUGACCCGAUGAGUCCGAGUCCGUCAUGUCGCUGCUGCAGCUGUUGUCCCCAGCUGCCGUCUGUUCAGAGCUAAAGGGAAAAGAGGGCACUGCUGGUAAGGUGUUGGCCCCUGUUGUGGUCUCAUCCUCCUCUUCCUCAGUGCUAGACUGCUCCUCCAGCCUCUUCUCUAACUCCAGCUUCAUGAUCGUGUGGAUGUAAUGUGUCUGUACCCUGGUGGAGUUGAACUCGAUGCGACCCUCAGUGUUUCCACAGCCGUCCUUGGUGCAGCCACAUGGAAAAGAGGAAUGAUCCAUCUGUGAGAAGAAGAGGAAGUUAAGUUUCAGUAAAAUAAAGUUACUAAAAAAAAAGAUCCACACUUAUUGUAUUUCAAGCCUUUAAACGCUGAUCCUCUUUUAAGCUCUUACCUGACAUUUAAUGCCAGCCAAGCUGCAGCUACACGUCUCAGGCUCGCAGAAACCCUGGCAGUCGCAACCGCAGUUUUCCCUUGAGAUCCUCAGAUCGUGCAGCUGCCUUUUCUCCUCCUUGUCGAUCUUCUUCACGCCGGCAGCUUUAAGGAUAGAAUAGCGACGUUUAGGUGGGUAAGGCUGGAGGAAGGAACCCUCGUCCAGGUUGGCCCCGCUGAUGUCGAUGUCCUGCUCGGGGAUAUCAUCCACCGUCAGUCGCUCUGCCUCUUCACUUUCUUGAGUUCCGUUCUUAGUCAGCUAAAGAAAAAUUGAACAUCAGUUAAUUAUGAAUCAGGAUAAUUAGAUGUUUAUUAAGCACUAUUAUUCCAUUACUGUUAUUAGCAUAGAGAUUUCUAUCAUUACCAGUAAUGGUAUUCGUCUCCAGUCGGCCAAUUUACCAAUCAAUAUCAAAACAAAUAGCUCCACAGAUCCAAAAACAUUUUGGCUUUCUAAUAAUGUUAUGUGUUUUUUAACUGCAGUACAGCCAAGAUCUUAGACAGACUUUGGGUCAGCUGUUCUCACCUUCAGUCGGAGAGCCUCCAGCUUUUCCUCCCUGAGCCUGUUGAGGAGUUUUUCCUGCCGGAGGAGCCGCUGCUCCACAGCAAACUCAGCCAGCGUGUACGUUUGGAGCACGCUGUGGCGUUGCAUCAUGCCCAGAGUGCAUCCUCCUCGACUGGGAACGCUGGUGAAGCCUUGGCACCGAGGGAAGAAGAACACUGACACCUGAUCAAAGGUGACAUUACCCCGUCGUGCUCUCUUGGAUUUCUUGAGAAUUGAUGUGGCUGUGGGAAGAGAAACGGUGGAUUUAGGAUAAGAGGAUACUGGUGCAAUGGUUUCAAUGACUUCAAUUGCAUUUAUGUACCACUAGAUGGCAUAAUCCCCCAUCAUAUGAAGUCAUGGGAUGAGUACCAACCCCGCUGAACAGACUGUAAAAGGACACCCCUCUGAUUCAUUGCCCUAGUCUCCAACCAAGCCUUAUCAUGUACCCAAUUAAAAGACACUGCUAACAGGAGUCCGACACACUUACAUCCUGUAAAGUGAAACCUUAACCGCCAAGAAUUCCCUCAGCCUCCUUUCUUGUCCCAGUGUGCGACACAAAACCACCCUGCCCAGGAAUUUCCUCUCAGUGGCAGACAUUGUGGAGGAAGCGGAGCUGCCAGGAUCACACAAACUGGUGAGUUAAUGCUCGGGGCUUCCGGGAGAGCGGGAGAGUGGAAGUACAGCUCUCAGGAUGGGAAUAAAAUCUGCCCACCCUGGCUCUCCCUCCAAGCUGAAAAUUCCCGCAAAUGGCCCAGUUACUGAGAAGGAGUCAAAGGUCUCUUCUCUGUGAAAAACAUUCAGCCAGCAGACAUCUCUCUGCGCCCAGACGAAUACAAUAAAACCAUAUGGGAAUCAGAAUGGAACCAUAUGUGGGAACAAGCCCAACAAGUACUCCUGAAUUAUCAUACAUUCAACUUCCUUUGCCCAGAUAUAUUGGACAUGACUUUUUGGGCAACCUGAGCUGUCUUUGAGAGUAACAGAGACGUAUGCUAAGACUCCACAUGAUGGGGAAUUCCUUGAAGAUUUCCAUUUUUCAAGUUUUGGCACUCACUUCGGGCACACCCUGCACAACCACCUGAAUGAGUCGUAAGAGUCAAAUGAGAAAAUUUGCCUGUGAUGAUCCAGGAAAGCAACCAUUACUCCAAUGCAGCUCAAGCAACAGCCUUACUAUGUUGUUUAAUCUGCCGCUGGGGGUAAUAGAGAUGAAACAAACUGCCAGUUUCAGCGUCACAUCCAUCAAAUCCAGUCAGGCUUAUGACACCUGCAGGAGACAAAUGACACCUCCUCUGCUGCUCCAAAUGGGAGCGCUUUGCUGGCUGUUUCCCCUCCUUUCACUUUACAAUGGCAUGCAACUUUCCGUCCAACACAAACACAAGAUUUAUACUGGUCUGCUCAAUCUGCCGUCUUUUCUUGAUAGGCCUAACCCCUCUCUUUUUGUAUUCCUUCACCCAGCCUCUUUCAGCACCUGUGCUGGGUGCAUGCCCGGGCUUCAAGACAAGGCUCUGUGUGUUCCCCGGCCCUGGCAACCUGCCACGCUUUUCUCCUCCUGGCUCUCUGCCCCACCAUCCUGGAAACCUCACAACUGUUUGCCCUUCUCCCCCCUACAAUCCUUCUCCCAACACGACUGGACCUCUUGAGGCCAGCUAGUAGCACCCCCAGGUCCAGACAGAGACACCCUGAAGCAGCUUGCUCCGCAUCUUUAGAGGGAAAGGUGAUGCUUUUUUUUUCUGUCUGCAAGUCUCAGGGAGGAAAGGUGUGGAGCCAGCCAAGGUGAGCAGCCACUGCAUAAUGCGAUUAGCCAUUUUGCAGCUUUAGGGCAUGAAAUCAAAAGGGGUAUUCAUUGCAGAAGUCUGAAAUCAUUUCUGUAAAGUGUUUCAUGAGCUGCCAGCUGCCUAAAUUCCUUAACUCUCCUCCAUUUUUAUGGGUUUGUUAUCAGAGUCCUCCGUGGAGCAGUAAAGACAAGGCGAGGGAGCGCGUUAAAAAGCAUGUUCCAUCAGCUCUUUCUAUGAUUUAUCGUCGCAGGAAGAGGACACUCACUGUUGAAAUGUGUUGCUGGGGAGCUGGGGUUGCUUGGAGUGGAAUCGAGGGUGUCCGAGUAGCAGCUCUCUCCCUCUGAGUCCCAGCCUGAGCAGGCAGAGGAGAGGGAGGAGGGCGAGGAGUAGCAGGGGUCCUCAUCCACCUCCUCAAACUUCCUCUUGAGAAGCCCACUCAUGGCGUCAGCACGAACAAUCUAAAAGGAAAGGAGCAUACAGAGGGGUUAUUAGCAGGUGAUUUGCAUUUAUUUGAAGCUGUAUCAUAUGAGUUUGUCUGUGUUGCACAGAAGCUAUUGUACACACAUGGCCUUUUUUUUUUUUUACAGUGUUGUUGAAACAGGCCAGUCCUGUGCUCAGCCAUGUGAGACUGUAGGCAUCCAAAUCUCGUGCUGCACUCAGCUGAGAGUGGAAAUAAGCCAUGGCACAGGAAGCAAUCAAUCAGGCCUAUUCACACAAGUCAACAAUUACUGGACCCUUUGCCCUCUUCUAAAUCCCAUCAGCUCAGCAAAUGCAUUGAUUAGAGAGAAGAAACCGAGCACAGAGGGUGACCAAAUCAUGGAGACAUAGACUUUUAAUUUUAAUCAUUAUCUUUAAGCAGCUAUAGCAAUCGAAUCUGCGAGUCAAGGCCAGGGCAAUUUGCAGUGCUUCCCGUUUCAUGUUGCCUUCAGAGUAAAUAUGUCCAGCCUUGCAUGGUUAGGAUGUUUUCUUAUGCAACUCGUGCAUGUGUUCUUUCAGGGCUCCCGUGAGAAGGGCUGCUGGUUCAGCGAUAAAAACAAUCAAUCCUUUGAGAGAGACAGGCAGGCAGGCAGGCAGGCAGGCAGGCGGGGAAACAAGAGGGGGAAAAAAAGAUCUCUAGUUCAUGAGAAAAAGGAGAAUCAUUUACUCCCUAAUUUCUCAAACAGAGCCUAAUACCUGUAUAAACAUCCCCCAUGUGAUACUUUCAUUGAAACCUUUAAAUCUUCUUGAAACAAUGAUUUAUGCUCGCACAGAUUGUCCACUUCUCACAGCUUGUUCCAGGAGAAACAAAAACCCCUGACAUGAAAAAUGAACAUGUUGGAUGAGAGCGAAGGUUUAUUGUCGGGGUGUUUUACGGUUAUGAUGUAAAUGCCUCACAAAGCUCUGACAAACAACAGGCAAUUCUCUUCACAACUUCUGGAGAGCGCAAAGGCAAAAGAUGGGUCAUCACCAUCCCAGUCUGGGAGUUGAGUUCCGACUGACUGCAACAAGGAGGGACUGAAGGGAGGAGGGAGGGAGGAAGGAAGGAAGCGGGAAGGGGAGAGGGAAGACAUGACUGGGCUGGUGGCCAGCACAGACACUCCCUUGGAUGAUGUGGAAUGGGAAAGGAGGCUUUUACUUUCCCCAUAAAGAGAUCAUUUCACCAUCAAACUGUUUACUGUCUGCAGUAUCACAGCCAAAUCACUUACAGCUGCAGCAGCUCCAGCAUGUUAUGAAUGCACUUCAAUUUUGAGGUUAUUCUUAGCCGUGUUUGUCCAAAUAUUUGCUUUGUCGCACCUGUAAUUUUGUUGAAAAUGUUCACAAAGAUGGCGUGGAUGGAUCUUUUUCUGGAUAAUUAACAAUCUUUAAAUGUAUGUUCUGAGUAUAGUUAUGGGCUAGCUCAGACAUACAGACAACAAGCUUUCCUGCCGAUGUACAAAUUUGUCACCGUGGCAAGAUCCUCCAAGGGCUUUUGAGGAACUUUAACUCCAUCUCUUAGCUGCAUGCCUGGAUGUUAUGCAAGCGUCAGCACUCAAGGAACAGGGAAAAAAAAAAAACGAACAGGUAUACAAGGAAGGGGUCAAUCUCUGCGUGCAACAGGGAGCAAUUAUGCAAACGCAGUCAUGCCUUUUGACAAAGAGAAGUGAACGUCAAGGGCAAGCGGAUGACACCUUUGUUGCAGGCAUACACCAGGUUAUUGUUAUUGCUGCAGUCAGAUAUUGCUGUCCCCAGUGUGCAUAUGAUAAAUGAAUCACCUUGCAAUAGGUCAAGCAUGCACUACACUGUCUCUGCAACAAACAAAAAGGCAUCCUUUUACAAUGUGACCACCUCAGGGCUCGAGCACGCUGAACGUACGCAAACCAGGAGGAAAAAGAGCCGCUCACUUCCCAUCUAGCAGUAAAUCAUCUUCGGAUGUAAUAAUAAUAUCACUUCAUAUGAGAUUUGGGUUGAAACAAUUUGGAAACACCUGGAUCUGCAUCUGUUGCUAUGCGUGCACUGAUCAGACAACAAGUGUGCGCUUAGGAAAACACACUACAAAAAAAGAGAGCGCACAUGGGUUCACCUUACAUUUUUGCCUCUCGCUUAGGGUAGAAAAAAUGAAAACAAAGCUGCGAGGCAUCCUCGAGGGAGUGCAGAGCGCCAGCUAAGCAAAGUCUUUUUAAUUAAAAGCUGCAGUGAGGCAGAAGUGGGAGGAGAAGGGAUGGAUGUGGAGAGGGGGGGCAUGGUGUCAGAACUGGGUCAUUGUCUCUUGACUGCAGUCUACCUGACACAUUGAUUUGUUAAUCCUGUUCAACGGGCAGAAACAAUGGUGAGAGGUUAAUCCUGGCAAGGGGGAUGGCUUGUAGUCAAUCUGGAGCUUCUCAGCCUGCUCAGCCACUGCACCCACAGAACAAGGCCAAGAGAGCAGCCAGAGGAAAGGAGCAGGAGGGUAAAUUGAAAUCAAAAAGACAACAAUCAUGCAGGAGGAAAAAUGUGGAGAGAUUUGUAGAAAAGGAGAUUUUUUUUAGAAAGGAGCGCUUGUUAAUGCCUGCCUCUAAACCGAGAAUGGAUGUGAUCGGACAGCCAGAGAGAGCCAAAGAGGAGAGGGAGCGCAGCAUGUUUUCAACGUGCGCUAAAUUAUGCAUCACUGUCAUUCCAUCAACCGCACACAGGCAGGCAGAUAAAGGAUGCAUCCGCUGAGGUGCUCCCCAGCCAGUUGUCACAGAGUUGGGAAGAUAAAUCUCUGGUGAGAAGAUUUGUCACCAGAAGCACUACAGAGCUCAAGUCAGAUACAUAACUAUGUCAGUCGAAUAAGAUUAUCCGGAUACAUGCAGCUACAGGCUGAUAAUGUGAAUUCAGAGUGCCAAUUCAUUCCUGUUUUAUCUGCAGACGGCUACUCGAGUUUUUAUGAAGGAAUCUCCACAGCAGCUGCUAACAUUGCUAAAUAAGCUAAUAAAUUCGUAGCCUAUUAUCUACAACUAAUGAACCAUAUUGACAUGGCUGCCAUUUCCAUUUGUUGUCG